This is a messenger RNA of Lathyrus sativus (Indian pea), 423 nucleotides long. NCBI's taxonomy places the organism in Eukaryota, Viridiplantae, Streptophyta, Magnoliopsida, Fabales, Fabaceae. The record is from the annotation of a GenBank genome assembly.
AUGCUCUGUCAAUUAUUUCUAUAUGCCAAUGUUCGACCUUGCUACAGCCUUUCUGGAUACAAAACUCGAUAUGAUGAUGUUGACCUCAUCACAAUCCGUGAAAAUACAGAAGGCGAGUAUAGUGGACUUGAACAUCAGGUAAAUUUCAUUUCACAGCAAUACAUGUCAUAUACCAUUAUCCAAAUCAUGAUUAAUAUAAUUUGCUUAGCAUUUUUGGAUGAUAGUGUUUCGAAGGUUAAUGGAAGUGAGAAUUCGGCAACUACAUCUAAAGGUGGAAGUAGUAGCUUUUCUUUUAGGUCAACAAGAUAUUUGCAGGGUGUUGCUAGUCCAAUGAAGAGAUCAAGUUCAUACAAUGGAAAGUUUCUUCUGUCUUGGUAUAGUCGCAGUCAGAAAAAGCCAAAUGCUAUUCUGAGAAGCUUUUAA